Hibiscus syriacus is the source of this 2416-nucleotide messenger RNA. RefSeq names its product phosphatidylinositol 4-phosphate 5-kinase 4-like. The transcript has 9 exons. Gene Ontology annotation, molecular function: ATP binding; 1-phosphatidylinositol-4-phosphate 5-kinase activity. The record is from RefSeq and is a predicted model, not a curated record. The coding region runs from base 138 to 2411 and encodes 757 amino acids. Gene Ontology annotation, biological process: phosphatidylinositol metabolic process. Lineage: Eukaryota; Viridiplantae; Streptophyta; Magnoliopsida; Malvales; Malvaceae.
AAUCACUCUUUUACAUUUCCUUCAUUGAAACAAGAAGGUAGUCAUGAUUUUCUUGGAUAGAAUCAUAAUAGGGCUCAAAUUAUCAACGUAAACGUAGCUUGUCGAUCGAUUGUAACGUACACAAAAGGUUGCACACAAUGAGCAAAGAGCAAAGCGGUGUUCUAAAGGCAUGGGAGGCCACCAUGCGCAAAACACAUGCCGCAAAGAAGCGUGCAAACAGCAUUUUCGGGACGAUAACGAUGGCCAACGCAGCGGACGAAGAUCUCGAGAACCAUGGCGUAUCCGGGGAGCCCUACUUAGUAGAGAAGAUUCUACCCAACGGAGAUUAUUAUACCGGGCAGUGGUUCGAUAAUGCCCCCGAGGGACAAGGGAAGUAUCUAUGGAUCGAUGGAUGCAUGUACUUAGGAGAGUGGCAUAAAGGCAAAACUACAGGGAAAGGAAGGUUUAGUUGGCCAUCUGGUGCUACUUAUGAAGGGGAGUUCAAAAAUGGAUAUAUUAACGGGAUUGGCAUAUAUACUGGACCUAGUGGGGAUACAUACAAGGGGCAAUGGGUUAUGAACUUCAAACAUGGUCAUGGCAUGAGGUUCUAUCCGAAUGGAGAUUGGUACGACGGCGAAUGGCGUCGAGGUUUGCAAGAAGGACUCGGGAAAUACCAAUGGCAAAACGAUAGCCAUUACAUAGGUGAGUGGAAGAAUGGUAUGAUUUGUGGCAAUGGCACAUUUGUGUGGGGCAAUGCGAACAAAUAUGAUGGCCAUUGGGAAGAGGGUUUGCCCAAGGGAAAUGGGUCUUAUUAUUGGCCUGAUGGAAGUUAUUACGUGGGGAAUUGGAGUAACGAUCCUGAAGAACACAAUGGGAUAUAUUACCCUUCGGAGUCAUCCCCGGCUGCAACUACCGACUGGGAUCCCCAGUCGGUGUAUGCCGAGUUGGCUGAUUGUAAAUUUUGUCCUAGAGAGAAUGUUUCGAUUAUGCCAUCCCAGAAAGUGUUGGCAUGGUAUACGGCGAAUACUGAUGACAAUCCGGUCGAUGGAAAGGCAAGCGUCGGCAUGGAAAGGCCAGAUAAAAUGCACAUGUGGGAGAGUGAUGAUGAUAGUAAUGAUUGUCCAGAACCCGGGAGAGAAUCGGAUUCUGAGAUCUCGUGUAUUCAACAUCAACAUGAUGAUACAAACCCUAAGUUUAACCCCGAUCUAUCAUUGAAAGUGCCCAAAAUGGGUAAAAAACCAGGAGAAACCAUAUCUAGAGGGCACAAGAACUAUGAACUUAUGCUCAACCUACAACUGGGAAUCAGGCAUUCAGUGGGAAGGCCUGCACCAGCAACAUCUCUUGAUCUAAAGGCUGCAGCAUUUGACCCCAAGGAGAAAAUUUGGACUAGGUUUCCUACAGAAGGCAGCAAGUACACUCCUCCACAUCAAUCUUGUGAAUUUAAAUGGAAGGAUUAUUGUCCAGUAGUUUUUAGGGCUUUGAGGAAGUUGUUCAAGGUAGACCCUGCAGAUUACAUGAUAUCAAUAUGUGGGAACGGUGCACUUAGAGAACUAUCUUCCCCUGGUAAAAGUGGUAGCUUUUUUUACUUGACAGAGGAUGAUCGAUACAUGAUCAAGACCAUGAAGAAGUCAGAAGCGAAAGUGUUUAUAAGGAUGCUUUUUGCAUAUUAUAACCAUGUUCGAAACUUUGAGAACACACUGGUUAUUAAAUAUUAUGGCUUGCAUUGCGUAAAAUUAACAGGGCCGACUCAAAGAAAGGUACGAUUCAUUAUUAUGGGAAACCUUUUACGCUCCGAGUACACAAUUCAUAGACGCUUUGAUUUGAAAGGAUCUUCUCUCGGACGCAUAACAGAUAAGCCAGAGUCUGAGAUCGACAGUACUACCAUUCUUAAGGACCUUGAUUUGAAUUUCAUUUUCAAACUAGAAAAAUCAUGGUUUGACGAGUUUUGCUGGCAAAUAGAUAGGGAUUGUGAGUUUCUUGAAACGGAGAGGACCAUGGACUAUAGUCUUCUGGUAGGCAUUCACUUUAAAGAAAUAUCAUCCAACGGAGAGUUAAUCCCUCGCGGAAGCCAAACUUCAUCUGGAAAUAAUGCGAAUGAAUCAACUUCACCCGAUACGGUGGAGCAUAUGCUAGACCCAAAGAGGUGGAGUGCCAUAAAGUUGGGUACAAACAUGCCAGCAAGAGUAGAAAGAACUAUAAGAAAACCAGAGUCUGUAUUUCAUCUUGUAGGAGAACAAACAGGAGAGUGCUACGAGGUGAUAAUGUUCUUCGGCAUCAUCGACAUACUUCAAGAUUAUGACAUUACCAAGAGACUCGAGCAUGCAUAUAAAUCCAUCCAGUACGACCCUACUUCCAUAUCAGCUGUGGAUCCAAAGCAGUACUCGAAGCGAUUCCGUGAUUUCAUAUUCAAAGUCUUUUGUGAAGAUAUUUAAAAACA